AUGUCGAAGUUCGGGGUCCUGGUGAUGGGCCCGGCGGGCGCUGGCAAGACCACCUUCUGCACAGCCCUCAUCCAGCAUCUACAGAACACCCGGCGCAGCUGUUUUUACGUCAACCUCGACCCGGCGGCCGAGACCUUCUCUUACGAGCCGGACCUGGACAUCCGCGACCUGAUAACGCUUGAAGAUGUGAUGGAGGAGAUGGGCCUGGGCCCCAAUGGCGGGCUGAUGUACUGUUUCGAGUUCCUGCUGCAGAAUCUCGACUUCCUCAACGAUGCUCUGGACCCGCUGAGCGAAGAGUACCUGAUCAUCAUCGACAUGCCGGGCCAGAUAGAAUUGUAUACCCAUGUUCCCUUACUGCCGUCACUGGUCCAGUAUCUUUCGCGGUCCGGUGCUCUCAACAUCUCCCUGUGCGCUGCUUAUCUGCUGGAAAGCUCCUUUGUCGUCGACCGGCCCAAGUUCUUCGCCGGUACGCUGAGCGCAAUGUCUGCCAUGAUCAUGCUGGAGAUACCACACGUGAAUAUUCUCAGUAAGAUGGACCAGAUAAAGGGUGUCAUUGGUAAAAAGGAGCUCAAGCAGUUUACCUCCGUGGACGUCAACUUGAUGGAGCACGGGAGUGGAGAGCCUGAGAGUCAGUCUGGUGGCGGCGACCCUUCGUCGACCAGCGAGGUCCUGACGGGCAGCUCGUUCAAUCGCUUGAAUAAAGCUGUUGCUCAACUGAUUGAUGAUUUUAGCAUGGUAUCAUUCCUGAAGCUCGACGUGCAGAACGAAGAUAGCAUCUCUGCCGUGCUAAGCUAUAUUGAUGACGCCAUACAAUACCAUGAGGCACAGGAACCUAGAGAACCGGCGGCCGAUCCGGAAGAAGAGGCAGAUAUGGAGUGA
Messenger RNA from Arthroderma uncinatum, 879 nucleotides. RefSeq lists its product as uncharacterized. The transcript has a single exon. Bases 1 to 879 code for a protein of 292 amino acids. The record is from RefSeq and is a predicted model, not a curated record. Gene Ontology annotation, molecular function: GTPase activity; ATP hydrolysis activity. Lineage: Eukaryota; Fungi; Ascomycota; Eurotiomycetes; Onygenales; Arthrodermataceae.